AAAAUUUUGCUGGAGUAACUGAAUAUCUAGAUGGAAGUAAUUAUAUAUUAAUUAGUUUAAUGUUUAGUCUGUUAACAAUAUUUAGCCAAAAAAUAAUAUCUGAUGCUGAAAUAGAAGUUAUAGAUUUAACUAGCCCAAAUACUGUCUUUGAUGAUAAUGUUAGUUAUAAAGAUGCUCCAGAAGAUGAACCCAUUACUCAACAACCUAAACAUAGAAAAUUAGUACAAGAUUAUUUUAAUCUUGAAAAUCAUGUUAAAAUAGCAUUGUAUCAAUCUAUUAAUUACUAUUAG
Funneliformis caledonium is the source of this 290-nucleotide messenger RNA. Lineage: Eukaryota; Fungi; Glomeromycota; Glomeromycetes; Glomerales; Glomeraceae. The record is from the annotation of a GenBank genome assembly.